AUGAUUACGAAAAAUGCAACAACCGCCGCCGCUGGAUUCUCCUCUCUUUUCUUUUCGUGGCUGCUCCCCGAAAAGAUGGAACUUGUCGUGAACUUGAACUUGAUCCCAGCCCGCCAUCAUGGAACCCAAACCAAGACCCAAUCAAUGGAUGGCAAUUGGCUCCAGCUUGGCUGCACUGGCACGCUCACGCGGAAGCUGGUACCUGCGCCGGGCGGUACCCACGCCGCGCAGGCAUCACGCGGUGCGCGCAAGGUACCUCGGGGCCGUGGGUACAUUUGGGUUUGGUCCAGCGGCGCUACGCAGGUGCUAAGGUGA
Molecule: messenger RNA, 315 nt
Organism: Trichoderma harzianum CBS 226.95
Lineage: Eukaryota; Fungi; Ascomycota; Sordariomycetes; Hypocreales; Hypocreaceae
Exons: 1
Coding region: 1-315 (104 amino acids)
Source: RefSeq, a predicted model, not a curated record